UCCAUUCAUAUUACAAAAACAAGUAACGGAUUUACUAAUUCAAGUAAAAUAAAAAAAUUCCUCACCACAAAAGCACAACAAAGUUACUCUCCCAAUACAAGUAUAAAUAAAGCAUUUCAAAAUAGUAAGUUCCAUAAAAAUAUUUAUUCCUAUCACAAAGGUUGCUUUCUAUCCUAAAAAGAAAAAAAGAAAAUAAUUUUUUUUAAAAAAAUGGAAAAAUCAACUCUUAUAAUGUUGAUUGCCAGUACUAUUUGUUCAUUUUCCCUUGUGGGAAUUAGCGAUGGCUCAACAGAAAAAAAAGAAGAGAAAAAAGAUCCUUUACUCGUUGUACAGGGACGUGUCUAUUGUGAUCCUUGUCGUGCAGCAUUUUUAUCCAAUCUUAGUGAGCCUUUACCAGGUGCGGGUGUGCAGUUGCAAUGCCACCAAUUCAAAACUAAAAAACAGGUGUUGAGUAUCCCCGCCUUGACUAAUUCCAUCGGAUCUUAUCGCAUACUUUUAGAAGGAAAUCAUAGUGAUGAAAGUUGUGCGGUAUUUUUGAAAAGCAGUCCCAGAAAAGAUUGCAAUACAUUUAUAGGAAAUAAUGAGUAUCCUACAUUAACAGCAAUUGAACUCUAUGGCAAAAAAUUCAAAAAUGGACAAACAUAUGUAACAGAACCUCUACGUUUUCUUACCAAAGAAGUCUCAUCAAAAUGUUCACCAGAUUGGGAUCGAAAAUAAAUUUCUCAACCACUUUUUAUUUUUCGAGAUUGGAUUAAUUCUCGAUCUACUUUUAAAUAAGUAUUUCGUGAUAGCUAAUAUGUCUCACGAUGUUAUAAGAAUAAAAUAGAUAGUUGCUGCACUGUUUUUAGAACAUUUGCAAGUAAAUCUAUUCGUAGUUUAACUUUUAGAAUUUUGCUCAGCAUCAUAUGUUUAGCAUAUGUUUUGCUCAGUAGCAUAGUUUUUAUUUUUGAGUUAGAAAUUGCAAGUAUAAAUGUAUUGUCUAUGAGUUAUUAAUAAAAUAUUAUUACAUUUUUUUUA
Molecule: messenger RNA, 1017 nt
Organism: Capsicum annuum
Lineage: Eukaryota; Viridiplantae; Streptophyta; Magnoliopsida; Solanales; Solanaceae
Product: major pollen allergen Lig v 1
Exons: 2
Coding region: 211-717 (168 amino acids)
Source: RefSeq, a predicted model, not a curated record